Anthonomus grandis grandis is the source of this 12083-nucleotide messenger RNA. It is a transcript of the gene Vps13B, whose product is annotated as intermembrane lipid transfer protein VPS13B. Lineage: Eukaryota; Metazoa; Arthropoda; Insecta; Coleoptera; Curculionidae. The transcript is spliced from 59 exons. The coding region runs from base 153 to 12002 and encodes 3949 amino acids. The record is from RefSeq and is a predicted model, not a curated record.
UUGUUUAUUGUCAUCAGGAAAUCAAAAAUAAACCACAAUUUUACCAAUAAAUUAUCCGUUUUGCAUUUAUCGUCUUUCCUUAUCAUUAAACACGUAAAUUCCAUCUUAUCGGCCGAGUUUUUUAAAAAUGUUAUAAAAACCCUCCGUUUAAAAUGUUCAAAUUGGAGUCUUAUAUUACUCCCAUUAUCUUGAGCUAUGUAAACAGAUACAUUAAUAACUUUAAACCAGAAGAUUCACAGGUCUCAUUAUGGGGUGGAGAUGCCACAUUCCACAACUUGGAACUUAACCUAGAAGUGCUUGAGCAAGAAUUACAAUUGCCAUUCAGUUUUAUAUCCGGCAGCAUCAGGGAACUAACUAUUCAUGUGCCAUGGACUAAAAUUGCCUCUGAACCCAUAAGAAUCACUAUAAAUACUAUAGAAUGCAUUUUAAAUUUAAAAGGAAAGGGAGUUAGGCCUUCUACCCCAAAGAAAAAAGGCAAAGAAAAAGUGGCAGGACAACACAAAGAUUUCAAAGAAGCCCCUCCAGGUUACAUACAAUCUUUAAUAAACAAAAUAGUGAGCAAUAUUAGUAUACAUUGCAACAAUUUAAUAUUGAAAUAUGUAGAGGAGGACAUUGUGUUGUCAAUUAAUGUUAAACUAUUGAAGUUUGAAAGUGCAAAUGAAAAGUGGGAGCCAGCAUAUACAGAUCUUUCUCCCGCUCAAGUGAUCCUCAGGAAAGUGAUAAGUGUUAACGAUCUAACCCUCUGCUUGGACAAAAGAAAUGCUUCUGGAAAAAUUGAAGUUUACCAAGAACCAAUGCUUUACAGAUGCUCAAUGACUAUGCACUUACUAAGGAACUAUCAUUCCGCCACUGCCAAUGUGGCCUCAACAACAAGACUAGACAUUUAUUGCAACAACAUGGAAUUCAGCAUGACGGAGCAACAAGUGCCAAUGCUCAUGCGGUUAUUAAUGCUCCUCUAUGCUUUGCAACAGAAACAGCUGAAGCCAGAGAGUGAAACUGCCAUCGAUGGGGCCACUACUUCUUCUGAGAACAAAGGUGAAUACCAUGAUGAUAAUGUUUCCUGGACGGGCUGGGCAUGGUCCUAUGUAUCCUCAGUAUUACCAGCCCCUUGGGAGGACGAAUGGGACAGUGAGGACUUAAAAAGUCACCGGGGACAUACUUUACAUUUUGGCAUUUAUAUUGACAGAGCCCUCAUUACUUUUAAGGUCUCAGAAUCAAACUCAGAAAGGGGCUAUUAUUCACACAAAAAAAUUAAGUACCAUCCAAUGCUUACUUUAGACCUGACGGGCAUUUAUAGUGACACAUUAAUCCAUGGGAUCCAGUGGUUUAAUUGCACCGGAGGCAUUAGCGAGGCUCGUCUGGUUCCCGUCGGCAAUUGUAGCUGUGGCAAUGCUGAGGUUAACGAGAAUACUGUGCCUUACUUGAAAAUUGGUGCAUUAACUAAUACACAUAAAAUUGACUCGCUUUUUGACGCACAAGCUAUUGAAAAUAAAGGGGGUAAAAGGGAGUAUAAUACUUCUUGGGAGUACCAUAUGACCACCACAAACGAGUCGAUUUUAUUGGAGAAAACGCCCGCUUUUGCUUUUGAUUAUGUGUAUCAGCUGGAGAUACCUAAUGAUUUUAGUAGUGAGAUGAUUUCGGACUUGGGAAGCAAUUUCGAGUUUAGUAACCUUACUGAAGAAUCGUCUUUACGCCUGUGCUUCGGACCUUUCAAACUUCGUAUCUGUUCUGGUCUAUUGCACCGAUUUGCAACCCUCAAUGUGGCCGCUUCUUACUACGAUUAUCCUCCUUACUAUGUUCCUAAGCCAGAUCUCCCUUUGGAGGACUUACUCCCGCCCUCCUCAGAAGAUUUCGAUGCCCUCAGUGAGUUUAUUCCGCAAAGAAGUAUAAGGAUCACGUUGUUCGCCCCUAUGAUCGAGCUGGAACUGAUGGACCAUCAACUUUUUGAACCUGUUAAAGGUUUUUUGUUUAGAAAGAGUCAGAAACUGUCGACGUCAUCGAGCAUCCCCAUCAGUACUGCGGUGUUGCCGAAAGUAACCCUCGAAAGUCAAUUUAUUGACAUAAGUCAAACCUAUCCGAUGUACGUGAACCGUUUGGUGCACACUACUUGUCAACUGCCCGAACCGCCCCAGAAAUUAUUCGAUGCCUGUUUUGUGAAAAAAUCGGUCAAAGUUGUCGGUUUAUUAAGCCGUUUGGUGACCAAUCCGGUUUGUCAGAGCAUCAUUUUGGCCCCGAGCAGUAUAUCUUAUGGGGCAAAAACGAUUUUAAGCCCACAGUACUGGACCAAUUCGGAUAUCCCGCACGAGGACGUCGUUUUCGAAAGCGAAAGUCUGAAUUUGAAUGGCACCAAAGCGAAAAUGUUGGUGGUUUAUAAUAUUGUCGAGCGGUUUUUGGCUCGGGAACCGGACGCGUUUGGCAAGAGCAUUUAUAGUUCCAGUUUGUUAGCGGAUGCCUGUAAAGAUUAUGGUUUCCCCUAUAUGGAGAUAUCAAUAGAAGGCAUCCGAUUUAAACGAGUAGUAACAAACUCAACCCAAACCCUUGACGCGAGCGUAGACUCAAUAAAAGCAUUUAUAUUCGAAUCUGGCGACAUAAAAAGUAACAAUCUCCAGCAAGUUUUGUUUAUUAGCGGCCCAGAAACCACCGUACCGCACAACUUAGAGAGUUCCCCACUGCUGACGGCAACAAUACAGUUCCCGCUAAAACCCGAACGUCAAGCGCAUCCCCCCAUAGUAAUUUUCAAUUUGCAAGAGAUUCGGAUCUGUAUUGACCCGUUACUAUGCAAAUGGCUACUGUACGUGCCAAGGAGCUACUUGUUCAGCGAUAUAUUAUUGGAUCCAUGUCUAGGCAAAACGAAAAAUUACUCAGAAGCGAGCGGCAGCAUAAAGGACACAUCCAGACGGCUCAGUGGGAAUCACCUUGAGUCCGUGCACAGCAGCUCAGACCGGGAACACCAUAGGGUAGCUCAGAAGCAAGUUGUUUCUGAGCAAGUUGCAGGGAAACAGGAGCCGAUUGACAUGCAGGAAAAAAUCUACAAUUUCUUAAAAGUGUGGUUCGAAGUGUGGAAGGGCAUGUACUUAUACGGAGACGUUUCUCAGUGCACCGUUUAUUGCCCCAUGGACUCUUUAUCGGCCAUUGGUUCUCAGGGUAUUCAAGAAGCAAUCGAACAAGCUAUAAACCGCAACGACCCUCCGGACAUACUGGUCAUCACUUUACCGUUCGCCAACAUUCGCAGUGCCCAAAGGCAAAACGUCGCCGAAUAUUUGAACAAGCUACCGGUGACCCUACCGGACUCUAUAUGGACUCCCGAGAAGUCCAGUUUUCCCUGGACAAUGUCUAUAUCGGAACUGAGCUGUUUCACGAUGCAGCGUGGGGAAAAGUUGAUUUUUUUAAAGCCGGUUUCUCUGAGUGCCACCGUGGGACUCUCGACCAGGCCUUCUAAGGGUGCGAAUCCCGCUCAGACCCCUAAAAGUCCUGAAAGUACUGCCAAAAAAGUUGGCUCCGGACCUAAAAAAGAACCUUCGACGACAGACCAAAAACGUAAAUUAACAAAAACCUCCGCAAUAACAGUGCCCCAAAGCGGGGCGAGCAGUUCAAAAGCCCAAUACAACAAAAGUCACACGAGUAGCCCCCCAAACAGCCCCGUCGGUAGAAAGGGGCCACCAAGAAAACCGCAGAGCAGCCCUAAAAGUUCCAAAAUCGAAAUCGGCUAUUUAGGGGUGUGCGUCCAUAUCGACACCACUCCGGUAGUAAUAUCGACCUCGGAGGUGCAAGUGUAUUUAUUCGCGAGCAUUUUAUAUGGAAUUAUGGAGGUUUUUAGUAAUUUAUUGCCCGCCGGCGGGGGUGAGAAGCAACUUGGUAAGAUCGCGAGGGAUACAUCCGCACCAGUUUUCACUAAGGAUAAUUCCACCUUAUCGGCUUCCCUGCUAAGAGAAACCGCCACUGCGGAUGACGUAAGCGACAAAAGCCCCCCGCCACUCAACGUGACGGUGACAAGUGACAGUUUUGACAGUAGCGAUUCGGUGAAAUUAACGGCGUGGGUGCAAUGGACCAUCACCAGGUUCACCGUGGAGCUGUUGUCCAGCGAGUUUAUUGGUACGAAAUGUAAAAAUACUCAAAGCCACGAAAGGUCGGGUCCAAUUCAGCCGAGACUAAAACUAGUCCUGGACGCCGAAGAUAUCGUCAGCUCAUUGGACUUUCAAAGCAUCUACUUAAAAGUCAAAAGCAAAAUCGGAUCAGCUUCGAUACAGCACUACGAAAGAUUAUCGCCGGUGUCAAAGUGGCAACCGGGCGCCUUUUCCGGUAUAGUGAUGCGGCUGCGGGACGAUCUGGCAACGGGACGUCAUCAUCCGCAACGUCAGGAGCAGGACAGCAGUUUGGUGUCGGUAACGAUCACUAGGGCGAGCUGUCAGCACACGCACACCCUCUGGGGCGCAGUACAAAAAAGGAACAAAGAGAAGAAACCGGAAGCGGAUCCGGAACUGUUGUCGAAACACCGAUACAUUACGGAAAUUGUCGUGAAUGUGCAACCGUUGGAUUUUGUCGUCUCGUUGUAUACUUUGAGGAGUUUUUAUAUGGUUUUGGUUCCGCUCCUAAAUAUCCCCGGUCAUACACCAGAACUUCGAAAGACCGACUCAACGAACGUCAAUUUUCUGUCGUCUGUUAGCAAUCAAACGCUCCCGCUGGCCUAUCUUGAUUGUCAGGAUGUCAGGGUGAUCAUGCCCUCGAAAGAACUAUGCGGUAGUGGUACUCUACACGACGUGCUGGUGUUGCAAUUGCAAAAAAUCAGCUUGAACCCUCAGGCGGUGAAUCCCAUCUGUCGGAAUCCCAUAAGGCCCGAUAUUUAUGAUCAGGCGGCUCAUGCACGGAUUUUACACGUGCCAGGUAGUGAAGUGGAAGACAGACAAUACCAACUGGACAUAACGGGUAUAUCAAUCUGUACCGGCCGAUGGGAAGACAUAAGUGCGAUUUUAACGCCCUCAAGUGACUUAUUAUCGAAUUUGCGAGGCAUGAGCGAAAACCCCGCGUUAGAAUGGAACAUUCUAGAGCAAGGUCAACCUAAUACGAUGCCCUCUUUAAAUUUGAAAAGCAUUUUAGAGAAGUUUGACUUGACGAUAGUGGUGGCUCCCUCUAUGGUAUACAAGGAUAACACCACGAUAUGCGGCCACGCGACGGAAGUGAAUUUAGUCAGCGAUAUUUUCGUUUAUUUGUCCCUACAGCAGAUCAAGUUGGUUUCGACGAUUUUUACCGAGUUUGUUUUACUGAUUACGCCUUUAAUAGUCGAGGAUGGGAUAUACAAAAAGCCGACCAUAAGAUUUCCAUAUUCACGAUUUGAAUCUGCACCGAGCGACAAACUGUCCGAAAAGGAAUUGGUUGUGGUGCGGGCCAGUAAAGAUUCCGGAUUCGAAACGUCCGACGUCAAAAGUGUCCAAUCGUCCAAGGUUAUAAACUCCCUGACGAGACAACUGAGCGCCGACAGUAACAAUGAGAAACAGCAGAUUUUUCCACGACCCCCGAACACUGUUCCCUACGUUUUGUCUGUGCCGCUAGAGGUCACCUUUACGGCGGGAAAAGUUGCUGUUACGUUGUACAAUUGCGAGGAUGAACGUAGCGGUGGUGGUGUUGUCAAACACAGGCGGAGGAAAAGGAUAUCGAAAAGGACAGACGAGGAUCAAGGAUACGAGGCGUCUGAAGAAAGUACGGACGACAAAAGUGACAGUUUUAACAAAUACGAGCCCCUCUUGUAUCUUUGUUUUACGCAGCCGAACGCGUUUUAUUCAAAACAACAACUGGGAAGAAAAUUUCAGGUGUCCUGCUUUGACAUAAACUUCAAACUGAGCGGUCCGGAAUAUACCUACGUGACUCACAUCCCUUGCCCGAACGAUUUCCCAAUAAGUCUGUUGGAAACGAAACUGGGCACUCCGAAUCCCCAGAAUGGCAUCCUGCCCGCCUUUUUCACCCUAAAAUACAUUAAAGGCGUAGGUAAAAACUCGAAAAUCGAACUGGAAAUCCUGAAACCGACCAAGGUGCUUUGCCAGAUGUCCAAAUGGAGCCAUCUGUUGUCGAUUAAGGAUAAACUGGUGGAUACUUUUAAUAGCGGCGGGGGUUCUGAGAGUUUUUUGGCCCUAUUAAAGGCUGCCAAUAGCAUGAAAAGAGAGGAAACCGCGUCACUGAGAGCGGCGAAAAACGUGGAAACUUUCAACAAGUUUUACCGCAUUAAAACCUUAUUAGGCUCGACCAACUCCCUCUCACUUAAAUUCGAUCAACUAAUUUUGGCGGUUACGUCAGAAAGCGGCCACGAGUUGCACGUGGGCAUGCGCGAACUGAAAAGUCAACUCUUCUUAGCCACCAGACCGGAAAAGUUAUGUUUGAUGACCACAUUCGAUUGUUUAACUUUGACAGUUAUUUAUGACAGUUUUCGCAAGUUACUGCUCAAUCCGUGGACUGUCACUUUCGACGUGUGCGUUUUUUGGGAGUCUUGGCAGGACUCUGAUAGCGAACCGCAGAUUCAGCUGACCGCGGAGAGCGAAUGUAUUUUAGUAGACGUCACGGCUGAACAGAUCCGAUGUCUGGAAAUGGUCAUAAAAGAUCUGCAAGAGUUCACGGCCAUGUUGCCAAAUCGCGAGGAUAAACCUGAUGAGGAGCUGGCAACGUUUGAUACCAAAGCUGUCGAGAAAGAUCAACAUUAUAAGGACGAUUUGAGGGCUGGGGCGUUCCAGUUUGUCGACUCGAAUAGCGAUAAUACCGAUGAAAUGCCUUUGCCCUAUCAGGUCAUGUUUUGGACAAAGAACAUCUCGGCAAUGGCGUGGCGCUACCCCCAACCGCGGGCCCUAACAAAAGUCCGUAUUUUCCCCGUGCCUUAUAAGAUGGCGCUGAACACACACGACAGUUUAUCCGUUUUAUGUCAUUUGGAGUAUUGGUCCGAGUGCCGUAAUUGCUACUUACCCUACACGCAGUUUUGCCUCUCCGAAAGCGAAAUUUGCCACUUAACUUUACCCGAUGGCAACCCAAAAACCGUAGUGGCUAGCACCUGGAGGGUGGUAAUAAACACCAUCGAUGACACCUCGGAUGAGCCGAUUUUGGACAAAGGUCAAAUUUCACCCAGAGCUUUGGCCGCUUGUAUGAGAAUCGACUCGUAUUUCAAUAAAACUCUCAUUCCGAAUCUGAAUGUCGCCCUCUAUAUCACCAAACUGGAACUCGCUCUAUAUAAUUACUUCCCCAAAGGCACCAGGGUGAAACUGCCGGAGUGCUUAAGGAAGUACACGUGCGACAACAGUUUUCCGGAAAGUCAAAAGUUUUUGACGGUCAGUUUGGAGAAUGUGAGUUGCUACACGAGCACGUGGAACUUUGAGGUCGUGUUGAGCGAGUUGAGUUGCUCGGUGAGAUCGGAAGUGUUGGAUUACGCUUAUUUGACCGAGCAGACUUUCAUUGAGCCAUUCACCUCGAAGUUAGAACUCUGCCUCUUCAAGGGUCUACAAGUGAACUUCAUUUCCAAACCGGUUCAAAUGAAGUUCGGCCCGUCCAUAGCCCACACUUUGGCCAUCAGCGGUCAAAUGUGGACCCAAAACUACAUCAACGAAAAUCAGGACUUGGAUUUUGUUAUCGUUACAAGAUACGCGGUGUGUAACGACACUGACGUUUGUAUACGUUUCGGGCAAGAGGGGACCGACGAGAAUCUACUGGUGCCUUCCAGAACGUUUCACUUGUAUGCCUGGAAGAGUCAAAAACAAAAGCAAACAUUUAGGAUCAGUUUGGAACAAACCAACUGGACAUGGUCCAAAGGUUUUUCCAUUUACAGCGAAGGAACGCGCAUGAUUCACUUCCCAGAUAGAAAUUUGACGGUUUUCGUGACGGUCAAGAAUGUGUCCAAGACGCAGAAACAAAUCACGUUUUUCGGACAACUAGUCGUUUGUAAUAUGUUGUCCGAGCAUUUCGAAAUGAAGAUAAUGGAGGCGGUGCAAGAAAACAAGGAGCAAGAGUUCAAAAACGCGCCCAGUCACAUCGUGGGCGGUCGUACCGCAGCCCCCAGCAUGUUCGUCGAUAAUCGGAAAAAUUACUUUUUGCGAUUGCGCUUUUUCGGCUUGGAAUCCGCAUGGACCGGGGAUAUACCAUUGAGAGAACACGCCACUGGUUCACAACCCUGGCUGGUAAAAGUCCCAUUACAGGAACGCGGCCAAUUCUUAUCGAUCUGGUGCCGCAUCUUGAUCCAGGACUUCGGUAAAUCGCGCAGAGUGUUGGCCAUGUUGUGGCCCCUGUUCAUGGUCAAGUCGAAUUUACCUAUGAGCGCUAAGGUGCAUAUCGAAACUCCCACUUUAGGGGUGCAUUUGGACUCGAUGGUGAACGGCAGGGGCGAAUUGCAGCAGUUGUACUGUCCCGGUACGAUAGAUCAUUCCCAUCAAAUCACUUUUCAGUUGGAAGAAGGGAAUUCUUCAACAAGCAACCCUUAUGUGCCUUUGAACUAUACAGUGGUAGACCAAAGGGAAUUUUUCAAAAAAUAUCCCAACGAAGACGUGGAAGUCAUCUUGGAGUCGCUAAAUCACUGUUUCGAGUCUAAAUGGCCGUACUUUGAGGAUGAAUUUAAUAACAUAGAGUGGAUAAUGGACGAUAGUCAGCCGUUAACGCACGUACAAGUUAGAUAUCAAAAUGCAUGUCAGUAUUCGUGCGCCCUCUUAGUGGAACUGUUACCGUGGUGUCUUAUGGUAAACACCCUGGGAACCCCCGUGUCAGUGAUGUUAAAUGGUAUCGAACUCUGCAGGGUGCAGCAUCACGGUAUUAUUGCGCCACCUAGACUAGACGAAAACUUCCACUUGGGCGUAUGCAGCAACAGCAACUGGUUCUUCUCCGGCCCGUUACAGCUGGCCAAAAGUGAUUGGGCGCAAAGCUUUUACAUGCCAAAAAUCACUGGAAACAUCCCGUUGGAGGGCACCAUAAAGACCCACAUAAAAUGCGACCUACACUUGUGCAUGCUCUCGAUAACCAGCACGGUAUCGAAUGAAAUCCGACUGUUACGUGUAGGAUCGACGCACGUGCUGUCAAACCAUUUGGCGAGUCAGGUGCACGUCGUUUGUUACGCCGUGCCUGAUUCUAAAAGCACUUUUGACGUGCCCAGCGAUGUGGAGCAACAGUGUUUUACUGUGGUGCCCCAUUUACAAAAAAGUUACUCGGGGAUUCCUAUAAUGCAAUGGUACAUGUUGAAAAGUGACAGCGAGACCUCCGGCACGGAUUAUGUGUUGUACGUUAGUUUUUCCGCGGAUCCGGAAUUGGGGUGGUCUAGUCCUAUCAGUGUGGAUAAGCCUUUAAUUCGGAAGGCCUUCGCUUUGAGCUGUAAAGGGGUGUCGAUGCCAGUAGUACUAACUGCCCAGGAACAAAAAGGCCAAAUUUUCCUCUCCUUACACAACGACCCCAGACCGCAACUUUUAAUUGAUAACAAAACAAACGUGGACUUUUACUGUGGGCAAUCUUUACCCGACGACAGCGGCGUAUAUAAGGAAUCCGAACACUUUAAUUGGAUUUGCAAGCUAAACAGCCACUUCAGCACUUACUACUCCAUGCCAAAAUUAUCCGAAAAGUUUCCGGAGUUGCCACAGGUUUAUUUUGCUGAGAAAAUUUCCUUGGCCUAUGAAACUGGUGACAAUCUUUCCCUAGAAUGGUCCGCUGGUGUAAGCAUAGUGAAUAAUAACGACUUAUUCAUACGUGUACCGUAUUACGGAGACGUCAAGUUGACUAUAGUCAACACGGCUUGCACCACUUUUUUGACCAUAGAGAGUGUUAGUCAAGUUGAAAUAAGUGCGAGGGAUAUCAGGGUCAGAUUAUCGAUGAGGGAAAUGGAGAAAAUGUCACAUUUGAAGGGCGGAAAGGAAGUCGAGACGAUUGUUAAGUCACCUAACUACACAACCGCUGAGAGCAGUUCGUUCCUCAACAUAAACGAACCGAUUGUACCAUUACCAUGUAUUGCGGAACGACACCAAUCGAUGCCAAACUUACCAUUAAACUCCCCUACCGCCGAAGAAUUACAAUACAGGGUGUCCUCCAAAAUUAGCGGACUAGUGGUGAACACUUUGAGUCUAAAGAACGGAUGGGAGAGCAUUAAUCUAAAAAUAUUCGUGAAAAGUUUCGGAAUCACUUUAAUAUCUGACAUAGACGAGGCCAGGGACGAACAUUGGGAGAUCGCCAGUCUGGUCUGCGAUGACGUGACGGUUAUCGCCAACCAAACGCAGCAAAUGAAAGUCAAAGUGACCCUCUCAGACAUCCAGUUAGACAACCAACUGUACGCGAGAGAAUCGUUCGAUUUCCCAGUGGUUUUGGUGGGUCAAGACAAGAAACCCCCCAAGAAAAUCAACAUCCUCAGUGUACCCAUAAGCACUUUAACCGAAAAUACCGAUGAAAACGCUUUAAUAGUUGCCGAGUUCAUAUUGGAAAGUUGGAGAAGUCACUUGGCCAGUUCCAAAUGUCAUACGGGUAUAAAAUCCCUGAAGUUGUCCAUCAAUCCGAUAUCCUGUUACGUGGAAGACAUUUAUGUUACCAGACUGAUGAAUUACCUAAAAGACUUGAAUAUUAUCGAUUUAGUUAUAUGGCCGAAACAUACACAAAUUAGGAAAAUUGGGUUCAACACCAUAGCGGUAAAUGUACCGGAAUUAGUACAGUGGCAGUGCGCCCUUUUGGCUUCACCGUUAACAAUAAAAUCGCUGUAUAUUAGUCCCGUAUCGAUGCUGUUGUCUGUACAUAGUUCGGUUAAGCUGUACAUCGCGCUGGACCAGAGUCCUUUGAAUUUUGCAAGGUUUGAGAGGAAAAGACUGUUUACUUCGUCUUACAGGUUAGGCCACGCCCUAACGAUGCACUACCUCUCCGGCGCCAUCUUUGGAGCCGGUUGGGUAGUGAGCUCCCUAGAGCUCCUGGGAAGCCCCGGCGGGUUGGCCAGAGCAAUGGGAACCGGACUUAGGGAUUUCGUUAGUUUACCAUAUAGAGGUCUCGUGGAGGGACCUAUGGCCUUUUUGAGAGGCAUUACCACGGGCUCGGCCUCCCUUAUGAGACACGUUACAGCUGGAACGUUACAAUCGGUAACGAAAUUGGCAUCCAGCGUGGCCAGGAAUUUGGAUAGACUGACGCUGGACGAGGAACAUCAGAAAAGGACGGAAGAACAGCGGAGGCAGAGACCUCAAGGGGUCGCCCAGGGAUUUAUGCAGGGGAUGACUAGCUUUGGAAUUAGCCUCCUGGGGGCUGUAGGGGGCAUAGCCCACCAUCCCUUACAAUCCAUGAUUAAUUCAGGGGCUUCACCAAGAUCCAUAGCGGCCGGAGUCGGUUUGGGUUUGGUGGGUGUGAUUACGAAACCGCUUAGCGGAGCUGCGGAGCUUGUGGCUAUGACCGGUCAAGGUUUGCUUCAAGGUGCCGGUUGGAAUCCCCUUCCUGAUCCCCGUGCCCGUCCUCAAAUCCUGAAAAUCCAAUUGUCCAACAAUUCCACCCUGAAAUAUCCCUGGAAACUCGUCGACGUAAUCACCACGCCGAUUCUGUUGGUCAUUGAAGCAACCAGCAUCACGCAAACGUCGAUUUUCGCUGCCGUCGCCCUAAUUUUAACGGUCGACAGCGUGUUCGUUAUAAAUCUGGAAGACGACGAAGUAUCCAGGGUGUUUCCUUUAGAAGAAAUCACGGUGGUGCCGAACAGUGAUCCGACCAUAUUGGUUCUGAAACAAAAACCUCCGAGAGUGGCGCAGAAAGACUUGGAAAAGAUAGAGGACGAGUUGGCGGUGAAUAUGGAUCCGGACAUGCGGGCCAGGGUGGCGGAUUACGUCAGGAGUACCGUCGGACUGUUAAAUCCACCUGAAGAUGUUUCCGUGCAUUCCGGGAUCAGUAUCAGUCCAUUAUCCAGUCCGGAAUUAACGGAGGAGCAGAAUGAAACCGAGGGGAGCGUUAUAAAUUUUUACGUUAGCGCACAGCAGUCGCGUUAUUUUAUUUGUUUACUUAAUUUGGCAACGCAGCAGCGGAGCGGCAAUCAUUUUCCCGUUUUGUAGUAGGGGCGCUUUACCAGGGAGUAUUUGCUAGUGAUAUGUAUUUUUGAUACUUUUGUUAAAAUAUAUGAUAAGUUGUUUUUA